AUGAGAACGCAGACCUGGUGUGUAUUACAGAGACCUGAUGUAGCCAUGGCUGAGGCGGCGGAUCUCGUCCAAGAUCUCUGCGCUGAAGCUACUUGUUCCAUCUGCCUGGAAUAUUUCAAAGAUCCAGUGACCAUUCCCCAGUGUGGACACAAUUUCUGCCGAUCCUGCUUGAGUUGGAGCUGGGGGCAGGGCACACAGGCUUCCUGCCCGCAUUGUCGAGCAACAGUCCAGCAAAUGAACCUCGUCUCAAAUCGGCAUCUGGCUAACUUUGUAGAAAUAACCAGGAAGCUCAGUCUUCAGACAGAAAAGGAAGGACAGGGGAGAGUCUGCGAGAAGCACCACCAGUCCCUGAAGCUCUUCUGCAAAGACCAUGAAGCCCCCAUUUGCCUGGUGUGUGACAAAUCCAAGGAACAUGAAAAUCACAAGGUGAUUCCUCGGGAAGAGGCUUUCCAAGAGUACAAGGAACUGAUCUGUGAUUGCCUGGAGAUUCUGAGGAAGCGGAGAGAAAUUAUUAUGGCAGAUGAAGCAAACUCAGAAAAGGAAAGCCACCAGCUGCUUGUAAGAAUUAACAAAACAGAGAGGCAGAAGGCAGUGGAUGCGUUCAGAAGACUGCGCCAGUUUAUCGAAGAACAGGAAAAACGUCUACUGAAAGAGAUAGAGGAGGUGGAGAAGGAGAUUGCAAGGACAAGGAAGAAGCACCUGGGCAGGGUCUGCAGGGAACUCUCCUCUCUUGAAAGCAUCAUCCAGGAGAUGGAGGAGAAGCGUCAGCAGCCAGCCGGGGAACUCCUGCAGGAUGUGAAGUGCACCUUGCAGAGGUAUGAGAAAAGCAAAACAUCUGAGGGUCCAGUGCUUUUCCCUCCAGAGCUGAGGUGGAGGAUCUGGGAUUUAUCUGAUGCAAAUCUCUCUCUGGAGAGCAUCAUAAAGCACAUCAAAGAUACUGUGUUAUUCGGAGAACAGCUUCAGAAAGCAAAUGUGACUCUGGAUCCGGACACAGCCAAUCGCAGGCUCUUCCUGUCUGAGAACCGCAGAAUCGUGAGAUGUGAAGACAAAUGGCAAGCCCCGCUUGACAAUCCUGAGAGAUUCAACUAUCUUCCUGCUGUGCUGGGAUGUAAGGGAUUCACAGGAGGCAGGCAUUUCUGGGAAGUCAUUGUAGGAAGUGAGGGAGAAUGGGCUGUGGGGGUCGCCAGGAAGUCUGUGAGGAGAAAAGACAUUAGCGCCGCAAGGCCUGAGGAAGGGAUCUGGGCUGUGGGGAAGUGUGCCAGUAACUACAGGGCCAUCAACCCCCCUGCUUACUGUGUUCUGCGCCUGGGUGGGCAAUUGAACAGGAUCAGAGUGACUAUAAACUAUGAAAGGGGGCAGGUGUCUUUUUCUAAUGCUGAUACAACGGUCCUUCUCUACACAUUCCCAGAAGUCUCUUUCUUUGGAGAGACCCUCCUCCCUUUCUUUUCUCUGUGGAGAAAUAAAACCUACCUCACAAUUGCUUAAGAAAACGAAAUCUGCCCAGGUGAAAUUUUACUCCAGACCAGAAUGAUUGAUCUAUAAAGCGCAGAUUUAUUUGCCAAGAGCACUUUUGACAGCUUGGCAAAGGCCCUUAGAGAGGAUUCAUUGCAGUCACAAUCUGGAAAAAGAACAAAAAAUGGGCUUGGCUUUUUCCUUCCCUUUCCCAGAGUUCAUCCUGUAGCUUAGUUCUUGAUGAGGCAGUAGUCCCCAAAACCUAUUCCCCAAUAGGGUUCAGCCUCUGUCUGGUUUCCUCUUUCCAUCUCCGUCUCUCCACAAGACCUCCAGCAGCUGUUGAGAUGCACACGACUGGAUAGCUGAAGUUGACUGAUAGAAAAUAAUCUCUCCUCCACCAACAUCAGCCCGGAAAGGUCCUGAGUUGUAUUGGAUGUUAAUGAUGCUCAGAGUAGACCCCUUGAAACUAAUGGACGUGAGUAAGUCUACUCCAAAUAAAACGUAGUUGGAUAUAACCCAUUGCUUUUGAAAACUUAGAUGCGAUGAAGAAGAUAGAAUGUGUGUAAGGCACCAGCUUCAAACCCACUCUGCAAAUGAGGCCAUGUCAUAACCACACUUAUUCAGUGUUAAAAAUCUAACUGAAUUCAGUGGGACCUGCUCCCCAUUAUUUGUGUCUAGGAUUGCUGCAUUAAAUCUUAUAUAUUAAAUGUUGGAUUUUGUGUAUCAGGGAUAGCCAAUGUGGUGUCCUCCAGAUGUUGUUGGACCCCGGCUCUCAUCAGCCUAUGCCUGCUCUAUAUAAUUCCCAUUGAGCCUUCUCUGUGAUGCGUCCGUCCCUGGUCAUGGGAUGUUCCCCCAAAGUUAAACAUUUUGGCACCAGGUGGAUUUUCUUCUCCCAGGCUUUUUCAUGAUUAGAGGUUAAUAGAUUUUAAUUUUUAGAACUAUUUUGUUUUCUCUCUUGCUGGUUUUUAGUGCUGUUUUUAUUGUUACUGAAAGUAUGCUUCUUUUUAUAGUUUAUUUAAUUGAU
Rhineura floridana is the source of this 2476-nucleotide messenger RNA. RefSeq names its product E3 ubiquitin-protein ligase TRIM7-like. Gene Ontology annotation, molecular function: protein binding; zinc ion binding. NCBI's taxonomy places the organism in Eukaryota, Metazoa, Chordata, Lepidosauria, Squamata, Rhineuridae. The coding region runs from base 1 to 1485 and encodes 494 amino acids. The transcript is spliced from 8 exons. The record is from RefSeq and is a predicted model, not a curated record.